This is a messenger RNA of Ustilago hordei, 1170 nucleotides long. Its product is annotated as putative saccharopine dehydrogenase (NAD, L-lysine-forming). Lineage: Eukaryota; Fungi; Basidiomycota; Ustilaginomycetes; Ustilaginales; Ustilaginaceae. Gene Ontology annotation, molecular function: saccharopine dehydrogenase (NAD+, L-lysine-forming) activity. Gene Ontology annotation, cellular component: cytoplasm. The coding region runs from base 1 to 1170 and encodes 389 amino acids. The transcript has a single exon. The record is from RefSeq and is a predicted model, not a curated record.
AUGUCAGCCCGUCAACCCCUCUACCUACGCUGCGAAAUGAAGCCGGCCGAACACCGUGCCGCGCUCACCCCUUCCACUGCCAAAAAGCUCAUCGACGCUGGUUUCGACAUCACCGUCGAAUCUGACCCCCAACGUAUCUUUGACGACAAAGAAUACUCGGACGUCGGAUGCAAAAUCGCACCACACAACACCUUCCACUCUCUCCCCAAAGAAAUUCCUAUCAUCGGAUUGAAGGAGCUCGAGGAGCCCGGCCCGGAUCUUCCUCACACUCACAUCCAGUUUGCUCACUGUUACAAGAAGCAAGCUGGUUGGGUUGAUGUUUUGGCGCGUUUCAAGCGUGGUGGUGGAAAGUUGUACGAUUUGGAGUUUUUGGAGGAUAAGAAUGGACGUCGUGUAGCUGCUUUUGGCUGGCACGCUGGAUUCGCUGGUGCUGCGUUGGGUUUGCUUGCCCUUGCAGAGCAGGUUCAGGGUGCUGAUCGUCGAUUGGGACCUCAGAAAGCUUACCCCAAUGAGCAAGCUUUGAUCUCGCACGCAAAGGAGCAAAUCGAACACAUCAAGAAUUCUCGCUCGGACGGCAAAGUCAAAGCUCUCGUCGUCGGUGCUCUCGGUCGCUGCGGUCGUGGAGCGAUCGACUUUUUCGAAAAAGCCGGCGUAGCUUCCCAAGACAUUGUCCGAUGGGAUAUCCAGGAAACGUCCGCCAAACAUGGCCCAUACCAACAACUCCUCGACGUCGACAUCUUCGUCAACUGCAUCUACCUCACUUCCAAGAUCCCACCUUUCCUUGAUCAACCCACCAUCCAAGCUGCUGGUCUUCAACGUCGUCUCGGUGUCGUAGUCGACGUCUCCUGCGAUACUACCAAUCCUAACAACCCUCUGCCCAUCUACGACAUCAACACUACCUUUGACAAACCCACUGUGGACGUCGAGACGGGUAAAGGCAACCCAGCAUUGACCGUGAUCAGCAUCGACCAUCUGCCAACGCUGCUGCCUAGGGAAAGCUCCGAAGGUUUCAGCAACGAUUUGUUGCCCAGUCUGCUGCAGUUGAGGCAAGUGCUGGGUAAGGAUACCACUCAGAUGGGCGAGUUGGAGGAGGGUAAGGGUGCCGUUUGGCAGAGAGCGGAGAAGUUGUUCAAGAAGCAUCUUGCUGAGGCUGAGAAGCAGGGUGCUUAA